Messenger RNA from Papaver somniferum (opium poppy), 2679 nucleotides. RefSeq names its product pollen-specific leucine-rich repeat extensin-like protein 1. The record is from RefSeq and is a predicted model, not a curated record. Bases 56 to 2323 code for a protein of 755 amino acids. The transcript has a single exon. Gene Ontology annotation, molecular function: protein binding. NCBI's taxonomy places the organism in Eukaryota, Viridiplantae, Streptophyta, Magnoliopsida, Ranunculales, Papaveraceae.
GCCUUGGGCCUCUCCAAGGUGUAAUUUUCAACACAAAAUCUUCUUUUUUUUCAAAAUGCAGGCCUCUGGCUGCUGCUGUUUGUUAAUUCUUUCUCUCCUUUUAUUUUCUUCAUCAACUUUCGCUCUUUCUGAUGCUGAAGCCUUAUUUAUAAGUCGUCGUCAGCUCCUCACUCUUCCUGAGAACGGAGAUUUGCCCGACGAUUAUGAAUUCCAAGUGGAACUCAAUUUGACAUUUCCAAGUUCUAGGCUUCGUAGAGCAUACAUUGCUCUUCAGGCUUUGAAGAAAGCUAUCUUUUCGGAUCCUUUUAAUACCACAGCAAACUGGGAAGGCCCUGAUGUUUGCUCAUAUAAUGGGGUAUUUUGCGCACCAGCAUUGGAUGAUCCUAGCUUGAAUGUUGUAGCUGGUUUGGAUGUUAACGGUGCUGAUCUUGCUGGUUUCCUUCCUGUCGAACUUGGUCUUUUGACUGAUCUUGCCCUAUUCCACAUUAAUUCCAACAGAUUUUGUGGAAUUAUACCAAAGAGCUUCUCAAGAUUGACUCUUCUUUACGAGCUCGAUGUCAGUAACAACAGAUUUGUGGGUCCUUUCCCUAAGGUGGUUAUGUCGAUCCCAGAACUCAAAUAUCUAGAUCUUAGAUAUAACGAUUUCGAGGGAUGCGUGCCCGAUGAAUUGUUCAACAAGGAGUUGGAUGCAUUGUUCUUGAACAACAACAGGUUUGAAGGUAAAUUACCUGAGAAUAUGGGCAACUCUCCUGUUUCAGUUUUGGUGGUUGCAAAUAACAGAUUCAGUGGCUGCAUUCCAAAGAGUAUAGGUAAGAUGGUUACAUUGGAAGAGAUUAACUUUUUGAGCAACAAUUUGACCGGGUGUUUGCCUGUUGAAGCUGGCGCCCUAAAGAAUUUAACUGUUCUCUCUGUGGCUUCGAACAAGUUAGUUGGGAGCUUACCAGAAUGUUUUUCUGGUUUGAAGAAUGUAGAGGAGUUGGAUGUAUCAGAAAAUGAGUUGACAGGAAAUGUUCCUGGGGCUAUUUGCAAGUUGCAAAACUUGAGAAACUUCGCAUUUUCAGAUAACUAUUUCAAGAAUGAGGCACCUGAAUGUAUUCCGGCUUCCAACAAUGAUGGUGAUGUUGUGAUUUUUGACGAUAGCAAUAAUUGCUUAUCCAGCAGACCUAAACAGAAGGAUUCAAACACUUGUAAGCCAAUUGUUGACAGAGUUGUUGAUUGCAGUAAGUUCGACUGCAGUGGUGUUGGAUCACCUGCACCUUCGACCCCUUCCACCCCAGCAACACCUUCAACUCGUCAGUCCCCAGUUACUCAAACCCCCAAGGCUCCAUCUACACCUAAGACACCCUCAACACCUAAGCAUUCAACGAAAAAGAAGCCUUCGCCUACGCCAUCAUCGCCUACACCCAAACCGAAGGCACAAUCUCCCCCAUCACCAACACCUGCACCUUCUACACAAAAAGCACACCCCCCUCCAUCAUCAACCCCAACGCCCUCCACGCCGAAGACACAGCCUCCAUCUGCACCUUCUACACCAAAACCACAACCCCCUCCAUCACCGACCCCAACACCUUCAACGCCAAAGUCGCAACCUCCAUCUGCACCUUCUACACCAAAAUCACAACCCCCUCCAUCAUCAACCCCAACACCUUCGACACCAAAGGCCCAACCUCCUCCAUCCCCAACACCUUCACCUAAGCCAUCAUCACCAUCUAAAACAUCCCCAGUACGUAGGGUCUCCCCACCACCAUCACAACCGGCUAAGUCACAUUCUCCAACACCAUCCGGGUCAAGAACAUCUCCUGUAAAACAUGUUCACUCCCCACCCCCUCCCGUCCACUCUCCACCACCACCUGUUCACUCUCCUCCACCACCACCUGUCCAUUCUCCACCACCACCCGUCCACUCUCCACCACCACCACCCGUCCAUUCUCCGCCACCACCUGUCCACUCUCCGCCACCACCCGUCCACUCUCCACCCCCACCAGUACAUUCACCACCACCUCCACCAGUCCACUCCCCACCCCCACCCGUCCAUUCUCCGCCACCACCACCUGUCCACUCUCCACCACCGCCAGUUCACUCUCCACCACCGCCUGUCCACUCCCCACCACCCCCAGUACACUCACCACCACCACUGGUCCACUCACCUCCACCCCCAGUUCACUCACCACCACCACCAGUACACUCACCUCCACCACCAGUUCACUCACCACCGCCACCUGUAUACUCACCUCCACCACCUGAAAUGCCAGAUGUUAUCCUCCCACCAACCUUGGGAAUGGAAUACUCUUCACCUCCCCCACCAAUGUUCCCAGGCUACUAACUAGUUCCACACCACUCUCUAGAUCUCUUCACAAGUUCUUGUGUUUUUGGUGGGCAAUGUUAUUAUCAGUUCUACUUCCUUACAUAGUCCACCAAAUCCUAAUCACGGGUUCUUGUUAAUUGCAGCCUCAUCGAUAUGAAAUUGUUCUGUUUUUGCUGCUCUUUUUUUGUACUUUUUCCCCUUAUACAUAUCAUCUCUUCCCUUGGAAUCAAGAAAAGAAAAGAACAUAGGAAAAAAAAAAUACACGUAGUUUGUCUUCGAUACUGUAUAAUAUUUAUACAAAAAUAUAUCAAUAAACCUUUUAAUGGAGGGAAUGUAAUCCAUCUUAGUUAGAAUAUUAUGAGGUUUUACUUACA